GAGCGAAAAAAAGUGGGCAGCCAGACGCAGCCUACCCCAACCGCCGCCGCCGCCACCACCGCUCAUGGGUAAUGUCACACGUCCUGCGGAGGGUUGUGCAUGCGAUAUGAGUGCGAGUCGCGUCCUCUUCUCCUAAGGUUCUUACUCUCUCUCUCUCUAUCACCCUUAUUUUGGACGAGUUUCAAUUUCGGUUUAAAAACUUUGUUUACCGCCGCCGUCGCCGCCGCUGUUUCUGUUGCUUUUGCUGCUACUAAAUAAGUGAAGGUGAAACGGGCUUUUCGGUCGCGUACAACAAAACCGCCGCUCGAAGGAAAGUAAAAGUGCGUCUACCGAAAAGGAGUAAGAACCUGAGAGGUAAAAUACGGACUUAAAUGUGUGUGUGCAGAGUGUGUGCGUGUGUGUGUACGUGUGUGGGUAAAAAAAGAGGAGAACCGGUCACGCGAGAGCCGCCGCAACAUACAUCGGAUACGACCGCCCCGUACGUGCUGUACAAGGAUGGGAUAGACAGGACGCAGAUGCAAUGGGGGGCGCAGGACAGUUACGCGUCGGCGCCACAGCAGACGUCGUCGUCGUCGGGGGCAUCAGGGGCGGCGAGUCCCCAGCAGGCUCUGGGGCCGACGGUGCCGCUUGGCGUCGAGGCGGAUACCGUGGCGCCCCGGGACCAGAGCCUGCCCUCACCCGCCCCCUCCCCGUAUCCUGCAACGCAAGCGGAAACCCGUGACGACGACAACAAUAUACAACCGGAUCAACCGGCCCUCGACCUGGAGACGAACAACGGAGGUGGAGGAGGAGGAGGAGGCGGUGGAGGAGGAGGAGGUGGAGGUGCUGGAGGCGGCGGCGGCCGUCCCGCAUCCUCGCAGUGCUUCCCAUCUUCAGCCGACAUCCAGCAGCAGCAGAGCUACCAGCAGUACGCGCGAGUGCCGCCUCCUUCGGGUCCACCGCCGGUGCCGCCGCACAUGCUCGGCGCCGGCAGCUUCUCCGCCCUGCACUACCUUAAGCAACCCGGCGUCAUGCUGACGUCGAUCGGCGCCGACGGCUCCAGCCAGCUGGAUCAAUACGCCAGCAAUAUGCAGGACCUGCGGGCCGCCGCUCUGCCCGACGUCAUCCAGCAGCAGCAGCAGCAGAAUUUGAAGCCGCCCGGCAAGGGCAUCGGCAGCGAGCUCAGGCUCUUCAAAUGUCUGACCUGCGGCAAGGACUUCAAACAGAAGUCGACGCUGCUGCAGCACGAACGCAUCCACACGGACAGCCGACCGUACGGUUGUCCGGAGUGCGGCAAACGCUUCCGUCAGCAAUCCCAUCUCACCCAGCACCUGCGGAUCCACGCCAACGAGAAACCCUACGCUUGCGUCUAUUGCGAACGCACCUUCAGGCAAAGGGCCAUCCUCAAUCAACAUCUGCGCAUACACUCUGGUGAGAAGCCAUACGAGUGCCCCGAGUGCGGCAAGCACUUCCGACAGAAGGCCAUCCUCAACCAGCACGUCCGCACACACCAAGAUGUGAGUCCGCAUUUGGUGUUCAAGAAUGGGAUCAACGCGACGCUUUGGCCGCAGGACGUGCCGUUUCCGCCGGAGGAGGGCAAGGAGGAGGUGGCGUCGACGUACGGCGAUGGCGACUCCCAGAACGACAGGACGGGCUGCUUCUCGCCGAACAGCACUGUGUCCGGUAAUCUGCAAUAUCCUUCUUACUUUAAGGAUAACAAGGGAAUGAACCAUUCGGUGUUUGGGUCAACAGCAAACUUCGGCGCCCUGCAGUACCUGAAGCAUCACCAGGGCCAAAAGGGUCUGCCGGACGUGAUACAGCACGGCAGGAGCGCCGGAAUGCCGCUCUACGUGAGGUGUCCGAUCUGCCAGAAGGAGUUCAAGCAGAAGUCGACACUGCUGCAGCACGGCUGCAUACAUAUCGAGUCGAGGCCGUAUCCCUGUCCGGAGUGCGGAAAACGCUUCAGACAGCAGAGCCAUCUGACCCAGCACCUCCGGAUACACACCAACGAAAAACCGUACGGCUGCGUCUACUGCGGCCGCAACUUCCGUCAAAGAACGAUCCUCAAUCAACACUUGAGGAUCCACACCGGUGAGAAGCCAUACAAGUGCCAGCAGUGCGGCAAGGAUUUCAGACAGAAGGCCAUUCUAGACCAACACACGAGAACCCAUCAGGGUGACCGUCCGUUCUGUUGUCCAAUGCCGAACUGCCGGCGCCGCUUCGCCACCGAACCGGAAGUCAAAAAGCACAUAGACAACCACAUGAAUCCGCACGCCUCGAAGUCGCGACGCGAUCCAUCCGCGGCAGCGGCCGCCGCCGCCGCAGCAGCAGCAGCCGCAGCUGAAUCCAAGCUCAACGGGAUGAGAAAUCUGACGCCGACCGCCGUCGUCAAGCCAGAACUCUACUUCCCGCAGUGCUACGCCCCGAGCUUCAAUCCCCCGACGAGUCUCGGCCAUCAAUUCUCCGCCGCAGCCGGCGCCUCCGCCCCCGAAUUCAAACCGCCCAACGGUCUUCCGGCCCAGUGACUAGCGGCCACUGGCUGGCAACUCGGUUCUUGCAUCGGGUGACCCAUAGCCAGUUAGAACACGUUAUACAACCAACAACAACAACAACAACAACCACUACAAUAUAACUAAUGAACAACAACAACAACAACCACCACAUAUAGACUAUUGAAAAGCAGAAAUGUAAAAAGUCACAGUUUCUAUUUGAACAAACGACAGACAAUUAAAUAUAAACAAACUGCAUAUAGAACAAACAAAAAAAACAACACACAACAAACAUUUAUAUAUGUAUAUAUAAUAUAUAUAUAAAUAUAUAUUUGUAUUCGGAGUGAUCUUCAUAUGGUGCUGAAAAUUUUUCUUUUAACGGAAAGGUGUUUCUGAUCGGAUAGUUUGUAGCGAGAGAGACUCUAUUCUCUAUAUUUUUUAUUUGUUCUACUACUACUACUACUACUAUAAUACUACUAUAACUAUUACUACUACUACUACUAUACAAAAUCAACAGAAGAGAAGGAAAAUCAAUUUUCCCCCCAGAACCCCCAAGCAAAGCCCUCCCCACAGUUAAACCCAUUAUUUUAUACACGUUUACCUGUUUUUACUAAUUCAAAAUCCCCCCCC
Molecule: messenger RNA, 3098 nt
Organism: Nicrophorus vespilloides
Lineage: Eukaryota; Metazoa; Arthropoda; Insecta; Coleoptera; Silphidae
Product: zinc finger protein 300-like
Exons: 3
Coding region: 372-2504 (710 amino acids)
Biological process (GO): regulation of transcription by RNA polymerase II
Cellular component (GO): nucleus
Molecular function (GO): DNA-binding transcription factor activity, RNA polymerase II-specific; RNA polymerase II cis-regulatory region sequence-specific DNA binding
Source: RefSeq, a predicted model, not a curated record